Molecule: messenger RNA, 1323 nt
Organism: Acanthopagrus latus (yellowfin seabream)
Lineage: Eukaryota; Metazoa; Chordata; Actinopteri; Spariformes; Sparidae
Gene: gar1
Product: GAR1 homolog, ribonucleoprotein
Exons: 7
Coding region: 138-803 (221 amino acids)
Biological process (GO): snoRNA guided rRNA pseudouridine synthesis; ribosome biogenesis
Cellular component (GO): box H/ACA snoRNP complex
Molecular function (GO): box H/ACA snoRNA binding
Source: RefSeq, a predicted model, not a curated record
GAGGGAGUUUUACGACACUUGCCGAUACUGCAGAGCAGCUUUACGGCAGCUCACGUCCACACGUGUUGUCAUCGCAUGGACGUCCGUCGGAGUAAAUAGCUGCAGCUCGCGGAUCAAAGUAACGACUUGAAGAAAACAUGUCUUUCAGAGGAGGAGGAGGAGGACGAGGCGGCGGACGAGGUGGAGGAUUUAACCGAGGUGGUGGCGGAGGAUUUAACCGGGGUGGUGGAGGCAGAGGUGGAGGAUUCGGAGGAGGCAGAGGAGGUGGAUUCGGACGGGGUGGAGGCAGAGGAGGUGGAUUCCGACAACAAGACUACGGUCCUCCUGAAUAUGUUGUCGCACUGGGAGAGUUCAUCCAUCCAUGUGAAGAUGACAUCGUGUGCAAGUGUACAACAGAAGAAAACAAAGUUCCUUACUUCAACGCUCCAGUUUACUUGGAAAACAAGGAGCAGAUCGGGAAGGUGGAUGAGAUUUUCGGCCAGCUCCGGGACUUUUAUUUUUCAGUCAAACUAUCUGAAAAUAUGAAGGCGUCGUCGUUUAAGAAAAUGCAGAAGUUUUAUAUAGAUCCGAUGAAGCUCCUUCCGCUACAGAGGUUCCUCCCCAGGCCGCCCGGAGAGAAAGGUCCGCCAAGAGGAGGCCGAGGCGGUAGAGGCGGUGGUCGCGGAGGCGGUUUUCGAGGUGGCAGAGGUGGAGGUGGUCGCGGCGGAGGAUUUGGCGGCCGUGGUGGAGGGUUCGGAGGUGGACGCGGCGGAGGCUUCAGAGGAGGAAGAGGAGGCGGACGUGGGUUCAGAGGUGGGAGAUGAUCUGCCCGAGGUUCUCUGGUGUGACGGUCCCAUUCCAGUCUUCUGCCACACGAGUAACAAAGGCUGGGUUUUAUACCAGUUGCUGGCCUGUUGGACUCCGAAUAUGGACAUUGCCUCACUUUGUAGAUUGAGUGGAUUUUCUCUUUUUUUUGUUUUAUUUUUGUACCAGUCUUGAAUGAGUGAUGGAUCUCCAUGAUUUGUAUUUAAAAAGGUUCAUAUGUAUGCUUGUUAUGUAACAUAACGAGGACCUUUUCUGCCUGUUGGGGAGGAUUAUUGGGCCCCUUUGUUAACAGGCAUGUCAUGAUCCUGUGCUGACUGUGUUAAAAUGUUAGGCCAUGACAGAUUUUGUCAAGAGAUGCUUCACAAACCUCGAUGUGUUAAUUUCCUGAGAUGAGAACAUGUGUGGUAAAUUAAUCUUUUAUGCUAUUUGUUAAGAUUUUAAUACCCAUCAUUUGUAAAAUCUUAAACAGGAUAUUGUCACAUUUUUGUUGACCUUGAUUAAAGGAUGCUUUGUAACAGG